GAAUUUUCAAAUAUGGACAUAAUCAACAAAAUUUUCUUUCCCCAAAGAGACUCGUCCAGCGACGAUGAAUCUAAAGAACAAGACUGGAGAGACAACGAGAAUGCAGACUGGAUGGCAGAAGGCUACGAAGAGGAAUAUGAAGUCUCAGACCCUGGUGCCCUCGAGCCAAGACUGAGACAGAACGCAGAAAGACCUAGAGUGAUGAGCGAGAGAGAAGUAAGAGAGAUCAUGAACCAAUACAACCAAAAAAUUAAUGAACAUACUCGAAAAAUAGAAGGUCUCAAAUCCAAGAUUGGCAAAAUCAAUAAACAGACUAUCGCAGCCGCUUCAAAACUGACCAGGCAGAAGGAUAAGUAUAAGACAACCAAGCAGCAUCUCAAAGAGACAUUCGAAGAGAAAGAACGCCUCAAGCUCCAACUUGAGAAUAUCAAUACAGCCAUUUCCAUUGAGGCCAAAGGAAGAAAAAUAGAGAAAGAGGACCAGAAGGAAGUCAGGAAUAGAAUCGUGCAAGUUUUAACGACACUUCUACCAGAAAGAGAAGAUAUUGAGGACCUUGUCUCCCAUAUUGCCCACUUGAGCGGCACCAGUCAUAGACUGGAGUACCUCAAGCAAGAGAAUUUCGAACUGAGAAGUAAAUAAGGAGGAAGAAGAGACAGAGAUAGAAAUUAUGAAUCUCCCUGAUUCAAUCAAAGACAGCCAAGUCAUCGUCAGAAACAGUGAUAAAAUUCUGUAUUACCACCCUGGUCAAUUAAGGUUCUAUUCCUGUAAAGGUUGAGGAGGAGAUGCGUACUACCAAUGUUGCCUUAUGUGAGCCAAUUGAAACCCUGGAUGCAGACAGAAGGAGACAAAAGACAUUCUUUAACCCAGUCC
Messenger RNA from Moneuplotes crassus, 870 nucleotides. The record is from the annotation of a GenBank genome assembly. Lineage: Eukaryota; Ciliophora; Spirotrichea; Euplotida; Euplotidae.